AUGCCGCGCCUGAAGCUCACGUACUUUGACAUGCCCGGACGCGCCGAGGUCACUCGCCUCGCGUUUGCUAUCGGUGGCAUUGCCUUCGACGACCACCGCCUUCCUCGCGACCAGUGGCCAGCCCUCAAGCCCACGACGCCGUUCCUCCAGAUUCCAAUCUUGGACGUGGAUGGCGUCGUGUACUCGCAGUCGCAUGCAAUUGAGCGGUACGCAGGCACUUUGUCUGGGCUGUACCCGACCACCGACGCUCUCGCCGCGCUGCUUGUGGACGAGAUCGUCGACUUCAACGAAGAAAUCCUGACUCUGCUCAUUCCAGCUCGACUCGAGGCGGAUCCGGCCGCCAAGCGCGAGUUGACCAACGCGUUGGCGGCGAAACCGUUGCCGGACAAACUGGCGUUGUUGGAAGCGAGGUUGGCGGCGACGUCGGCCGCGAAGAAGAGCCACGGCGACGGGCCUUGGCUUUUGGACGCCAUGUCCCUCGCCGACUUGGCGAUCCAUGGCAUCGUCGACCGGCUCACGUCGGGGUGGCUGCCGGACAUGUCGCCAGCCAUCGUCGACCCGUACCCCCGCACCAUGUCCAUUUACCACGCCGUGCGCAUGCAUCCCAAAGUCGUGGCUUGGUAUGCCUCAAAGAAAUGA
Molecule: messenger RNA, 639 nt
Organism: Aphanomyces invadans
Lineage: Eukaryota; Oomycota; Saprolegniomycetes; Saprolegniales; Verrucalvaceae
Exons: 1
Coding region: 1-639 (212 amino acids)
Biological process (GO): glutathione metabolic process
Molecular function (GO): glutathione transferase activity
Source: RefSeq, a predicted model, not a curated record